Messenger RNA from Linum trigynum, 1467 nucleotides. Lineage: Eukaryota; Viridiplantae; Streptophyta; Magnoliopsida; Malpighiales; Linaceae. The record is from the annotation of a GenBank genome assembly.
UCACUCUGCUAGUUGGUGUUGUUAUUGUAAAAGGAAUGCUUUUUGUUUAUUCCUUGUCGGAGCAGAAGAGAAACUACACCGCAUAGAGACAAGCGGCAUCGCGGAUGGGUAAAACGAAACCGCGGAUUAGAAAACGAUACCGUGAGAGACCUUGGUAAUUGAUGCCGAUUAAUUAAGAACCAUAUCAAGUAAGUGCUUGGUCCAAAAUCCGCCAAGCCCAACACGAGUGCAAAGUCUCGGCUGUUUAUUGAAUUGGUAUUGUUUGGUUAUGUUGGAUGGUGUCGUUGAUUAAAAACGAUAUCGCGAGUAAGCCCAACGAUACCGCUUAAGGCAUCAACAACGCCGCGGUAUGGGUAAAACGACACCGUUUAAUUAAAAAAAAUACACCAUAGCGCGGUGACGAGAGUUCAACAAUGGCGUGUGUUUGACGACGUUGCGGACUCGACGAGGUAAUCUUAACUUCUCUUGACAAAAAAUGGAUAAUCUUAACUUCUCUUGACAAAAAUAUGGAUAAUCUUGAAAAAAUAUAGAUCGAUGGUGUGAUAAGUUGGAUGGCUGUGUUUCAGAUUUUAAUAUGUCAAUAUGUAGAGCCACGUAUGAUUUUGAUGUGUUUAAAUAUGAAACCAUGUCCGUUGUGUUUGAUGAUACUGCGGUGGUUGGGCGACCAUCUAAUGUCAACCAAACUCCAUCGCCGAGUCUGGCUACGGUAGUGUUGCCAGAAGCUAGCGAAUCUGAUGUGUCCCUUCAUGUGACCAACAUUGUUCUUAAGGACACACCUGAAGGUGCACUGAAGAGGGCACUACAAAGAGGUUUGAAUCAAUGUGAUUCUAGUAGGUUUGAAAACACGAAUAUGGAUGGACGAUCCAGUCACGAGCGUGUUGAGCAUGAAAAGCUCCACUCUGAUGUGUUGUCAAAGGAGCAUCACAAUGGUGUUCGAUCCGAGCCGCUAGGGGGGCAUGACAUCCCACUGCAUGGAAGAUUGAAGGAGAAACAAUUUCGUGGGUGGCAAAGAAGUUUGCCACACCCACCCUGCUCUAGGAAAAUUCAAACAAGGGUUGCCAAAAACACUCUUCAGUGGAGGUGGUGACCACGUGAAAAACCCCAAGGCCACGAAAGUUGGUGUAACUUGCCUAGCUCGGUCGUGUAAGUUUUCGCCAAAGUCGCCACCGAGUUUUGUGGGGGGCAAGUUCAAUCAAGCUCGACAAGGAGUUUCCGGAACAAUGCUUAUAAGGAACAAGUCUGCCAUGAGUGGUGGGCAGGGGGGCAAAUCCACUGUCCCGAAAACUCCAAUCUCACAUGAAAAUUCAAAAGAUCAUGGCACUUACAUACGUGUUGGUGGAGAUCGCAAGCGUUACUACCAACAAUAUGGUGAGGGUGUGCAACUUACAAAACAAAACCGGCCUGAGCAAGCGAGGCCGCAUGGUCGACUUGGCAAGACAAAGAUGCCAAAAAACAUGAAAGUCUUGC